AUGUCGCGGUCAGGUGCCCGUGGGAGUAUGUGGCUCCUGUCUCCUAUCCACGCCUUGGCUGACGCUCUCCCAGUCGCGUUACCUUUCUUCUCUACCACCAUCAUCCACACUCUCAAAGAUUUCUUCGUAUCCUCAUAUAUCAUCAUUAUGAAUUCUACCCAGAUUGAUACCCCUGCAGCUGUACAGGAUCACGACGUUGACCGUUGUGUCGCCACCCCCCCAGUCGCUGGUAGCCCCCUGUCUCUCGAUUCGACUGCUGCGAACGCUGCAGAAGAGAUCGGUACCACUUUAGGAGACUACUUGCCUAUGCCAGAGCCUUGCACGUUGGCUACGACUGUAGAGGCCCCUUGUACCGGAACCUCCUCUUUGGUGUUCCCAUUGUUGUCAGCCACUGCCGCCACGCCAGCCAUCUUCAUCCAUGCAUGCGAAUUGGACAACAAGACCCUCCGUAUCUUCCGAGAAGCUGCCACUCAACAUCAACAGUCUUGGACUCGAGGCGUUCCAGCCUCCAGCUUUCCCGACAGGUCCCAGGCAAUUGGUGGCGGCAAAGGCAUGAUGUCCCUUGCCUCGCGCGUUGAUAGGCGCAUCGUGUAUGAGGAAGACUUGCAUUUGUUACGUCCCCCGCGUCCGAGUAUCAGAAAGCAGCCGCUCUUCGGGCACCCGUUUCCUCGUUCUUCGAGUACCAGCCAGCGUGGCAGAAAGCGGGAGCAAAAGGACCUCAGGCCCCGAAAUGUGCGCCCCAAAAGUUAUCAUGCGCCUGUCACAGUGCAGCGGUGUAUCGAGCAAGAGCACAACAGCAUCAACGGCGGGGCGCACAGUAUUGCGGACGUAGAGUCGGGCUUUCAGAUUCUCUACCGCAGGAUCAAGGUCGCCUAUCAAGGGUACGCUGCAAGAGUGGCUGGCUACGUUGGAAGGAGUAUCGCCUCGGGUCCGGGACGCGGUAGCUUGGGGGCUGGAAGGACUGGCGGAGGGUCGGCGGGUAUGGUCUGA
Messenger RNA from Pleurotus ostreatus (oyster mushroom), 990 nucleotides. RefSeq lists its product as uncharacterized. The transcript is spliced from 2 exons. The record is from RefSeq and is a predicted model, not a curated record. Bases 1 to 990 code for a protein of 329 amino acids. Lineage: Eukaryota; Fungi; Basidiomycota; Agaricomycetes; Agaricales; Pleurotaceae.